Molecule: messenger RNA, 1787 nt
Organism: Trametes versicolor FP-101664 SS1
Lineage: Eukaryota; Fungi; Basidiomycota; Agaricomycetes; Polyporales; Polyporaceae
Product: GroES-like protein
Exons: 3
Coding region: 27-1163 (378 amino acids)
Biological process (GO): D-sorbitol catabolic process
Molecular function (GO): zinc ion binding; L-iditol 2-dehydrogenase (NAD+) activity
Source: RefSeq, a predicted model, not a curated record
CCCUCCGUUCCACAUCCUCACCAACAAUGUCUCCCGUUGCCCUUCCCACUCAGCACGCAGCCGUCCUCCAUGGCGCAAAGGACCUCCACUUCGAGGAGCGCACCCUCUGGCCCCCACACCAGGGUCAAGCCCAGGUCGCCGUAAUGUCCACUGGCCUUUGCGGAAGCGACUUGCACUACUACGCACACGGACGUAACGGAGACUUCGUCGUCCAGGCACCACUCGUCCUCGGCCACGAGGCCGCAGGCAUUGUCACCGCCGUCGGCCCUGGUGUCAAGAACCUCGUCCCUGGCCAGCGUGUCGCGAUCGAGGCCGGCAUCAUGUGCAACAACUGCUCGUAUUGCGCAAAGGGCCGCUACAACCUCUGCAAGAACAUGCGCUUCUGCUCCUCCGCAAAGACCUUCCCCCACGCAGACGGAACCCUCCAGGAGCGUAUGAACCACCCCGCGCACGUCCUCCACCCAUUACCCGACAACCUCUCCUUCGAGCAGGCUGCCCUCGCAGAGCCCCUCUCCGUGCUUAUCCACGCCGCACGCCGCGCCGAUUUCACGCCCUCAUCACAUCCCACCGUCCUCGUCUUCGGUGUCGGCGCGAUCGGUCUGCUCGCCUGCGCCCUCGCCAAAUCCUACGGCGCGUCGCGCGUCGUCGCUAUCGACAUCAACCAGACGCGCCUCGACUUCGCGCUCCAGAACGGCUUCGCCCAACAAGUCCACUGCCUGCCGAUGGGCGAGCGCGCAAAGUCGACGGAUGAGCAGCUCAGGCGUGCAAAGGAGAACAUCUCCGCCGCGCUCGCCGAGUUCAACAUGCCCGACGGCUUCGACCUCGUCUUCGAGUGCACCGGGGCCGAGCCGUGCAUCCAAAUGUCUAUCCACGCUGCGAUCACGGGCGGGAAGGUCAUGCUCGUCGGUAUGGGCUCGCGGAACGUCACGCUCCCGCUCUCCGCCGCGGCGACGCGCGAGGUCGACAUCCACGGCUCGUUCCGCUACGCGCACACGUACCCGACCGCGCUCGCGCUGCUCGCCUCGGGGAAGCUGCCCAACAUCGAGCGCAUCAUCACGCACCGCUUCGCGCUUGAGGAUACCGCGCGCGCAUUCGAGCUGCUUGCACGCGGACGCGACGACGAGGGCCGCAUGGUCCUCAAGGUCAUGGUCGGCGCGCAAUGAUCGUAGAGCGAGCGACACCUCCUAUGCCUUCAUAGACUGCAGCCCCAUCUCCCUGCCCUCUCCGCGCUCCCCCAUCUUCCCACUCCCUCGUGCUUUCCGCUGGAUUCGGCCCCCAACGCUACCCCCACGACGAGAAGACGAUGACGUUGCCCCCGCCGCGCGCGUGUAUAUUGCAGUGCACAGUGGGCCGGGGACGACGCGGCGCGUAUUAGAAAAAGUACUUUCGCCAGCUCGCGCGCGGUGCGGCGCAACGUCAUCCGCCCUUCUCUACCCCCAUUCGCCUUGUCCCUCCGCCUUCGCUGCUCCCGCCUCGAGGAUCCCGGUCCCGGUCUCGGUCUCGACCCCGCAUGCCCCCUGUAUUCUAGCUGGACCGCAACAGCGCCCCCCAUACGUGUAUCAUUACCACCUAAGUUUCUACUCACCCGCAUCCCCGGGCCUACGCCCGGGCUCUCCCUCCCGUGCGCCGCGUUGACGUCGACGCUUCCGGAUCGCCUACGACCCACGACCGCUAUGACCGCCCUUCUGCACAUGCCUACUCGUCCUAGUCGUUGCUACCCGACCGCACUGUUGUUGUUCAUUACAAUCGUAUCUAUCCGUAGUACACCCCCCAAUAUACCAGCACUC